AGGUGCUUCUCGCGGCGGUCGCGGGACCCGCCGUGCCGAGCUGGGAGGGCCGCGGGGGCCCUGAGAUGCCGAGCGGUGCCCGAGCCAGCGUACCUGUACCGCUUGCUCCGAGCCGCGGGGUCCGCCUGCCGGGCCUGCGGGAAAGGUCCUAGCGACACUUGGCCCGCGGGGACCGAGGUGCGCCCGGGAGGCGCGAGCGCGCAUCCGGAUAGCAGCCAGGCAGCGGGCGCGGUGCGGGCUGCUUUGCAUUAUGUGCCGCUCGACCCUGGCUUUUUUUACUGCCGCAUUUGUCUGCCUGCAAAACUGCCGGCCAGGUCCUGCCCCAUUCCUUCGGGCGGCCUGGGUGUUUUCAGUUGUUCUUGGACUGGGCCAAAGUGAAGACAAUAGAUGUGCAUCUUCAAAUGCAGCCUCCUGCACCAAGUGCCUUGCGCUGGGUCCGGAAUGUGGAUGGUGUGCACAAGAGGAUUUCAUUUCAGGUGGAUCAAGGAGUGUACGUUGUGAUAUUGUUUCCAAUUUAAUAAGCAAAGGCUGUUUGAUUGAUUCGAUAGAAUACCCAUCUGUACAUGUAAUACCAAGUGAAACUGAAAUUAAUACCCAGGUGACACCAGGAGAAGUGUCGAUCCAGCUGCGUCCAGGAGCUAAAGCUAAUUUUAUGCUGAAAAUUCAUCCUCUGAAGCAAUAUCCUGUGGAUCUUUAUUAUCUAGUUGACGUCUCAGCAUCAAUGCACAAUAAUAUUGAAAAAUUAAAUUCCGUUGGAAAUGAUUUAUCUAGAAAAAUGGCAUUUUUCUCCCGUGACUUCCGCCUUGGAUUUGGCUCAUAUGUUGAUAAAACAGUUUCACCAUACAUUAGCAUCCACCCAGAAAGGAUUCAUAAUCAAUGCAGUGACUACAAUUUAGACUGUAUGCCUCCCCAUGGAUACAUCCAUGUGCUGUCUUUGACGGAGAACAUCACUGAGUUUGAAAAAGCAGUACACAGACAGAAGAUCUCUGGAAAUAUAGAUACGCCUGAAGGAGGUUUUGAUGCCAUGCUUCAGGCAGCUGUCUGUGAGAGUCAUAUUGGAUGGCGAAAAGAAGCUAAAAGAUUGCUGCUGGUGAUGACAGAUCAGACAUCUCAUCUUGCUCUUGAUAGCAAAUUGGCAGGCAUCGUGGUGCCAAAUGACGGAAACUGCCAUCUGAAAAACAACGUCUAUGUCAGAUCAACAAGCAUGGAACAUCCCUCACUAGGCCAACUUUCAGAAAAGUUAAUAGACAACAACAUUAACGUCAUCUUUGCAGUUCAAGGAAAACAGUUUCAUUGGUAUAAGGACCUUCUACCCCUCUUGCCUGGCACAAUUGCUGGUGAAAUAGAAUCAAAGGCUGCAAACCUCAAUAAUUUGGUAGUAGAAGCCUAUCAGAAACUCAUUUCAGAAGUGAAAGUUCAGGUGGAAAACCAGGCAAAAGGCAUCUAUUUUAACAUUACUGCCAUCUGCCCAGAUGGGACCAGAAAGCCAGGCACAGACGGAUGUGGGAAUGUGACAAGCAAUGACGAGGUUCUUUUCAAUGUAACAGUUACAAUGAAAAAAUGUGAUGUCACAGAAGGAAAAAGCUAUGCAAUAAUCAAACCUAUUGGUUUCAAUGAAACCACUAAAAUUCAUAUACACAGAAACUGCAGCUGUCAGUGUGAUGACACCAGAGGAUCUAAAAGGAAGUGUGUAGAUGAAACUUUUCUAGAUGCCAAGUGUUUCCAGUGUGAUGAGAAUAAAUGUCACUUUGAUGAAGAUCAAUUUCCUUCUGAGAGUUGCAAGUCACACAAGGAUCAACCUGUUUGCAGCGGUCGAGGAGUCUGUAUUUGUGGGAAAUGUUUAUGUCACAAAAUUAAGCUUGGAAAAGUGUAUGGAAAAUACUGUGAAAAGGAUGACUUUUCUUGUCCAUACCACCAGGGAAAUCUGUGUGCGGGGCACGGAGAGUGUGAAGCGGGCAGAUGCCAGUGCUUCAGUGGCUGGGAAGGGGAUCGGUGCCAGUGCCCGUCAGCAUCAGCCCAGCACUGUGUCAACCCAAAGGGCCAAGUAUGUAGUGGAAGAGGCACAUGUGUAUGUGGCAAGUGUGAGUGCACCGAUCCCAAGAGCAUCGGCCGCUUCUGUGAACACUGCCCCACAUGUCACACAGCCUGCAAUGAAAACCGGAAUUGUGUGCAAUGCCUUCACCCUCACAAUCUGUCUCAAGCUAUACUUGAUCGGUGUAAAACCUCAUGUGCUCUCAUGGAACAGCAUUAUGUAGACCAAACAUCAGAAUGUUUCUCUAGCCCAAGCUACUUGAGAAUAUUUUUCAUCAUCUUCAUAGUUACAUUCUUGAUUGGGUUGCUUAAAGUCCUUAUCAUUAGACAGGUGAUACUACAAUGGAAUAGUAAUAAAAUUAAGUCCUCAGCAGAUUACAGAGUGUCAGCCUCAAAAAAGGACAAGUUGAUUCUGCAAAGUGUUUGCACAAGAGCAGUAACUUACCGACGUGAGAAACCUGAAGAAAUAAAAAUGGAUAUCAGCAAAUUAAAUGCUCAUGAAACGUUCAGGUGCAACUUUUAAAAGAUAAAAAGUACUUUAUAGGAAACUGAACUUUUAGUAUUGCUCCUAAAAAUUAUAAUUUUAGAAGUCACAGGAGGAGACAAAUUGUUCCAGAUCAUGCUGAUUGCUGGUUGUCCACUCAAAUGAAGACUGACAAGCAUCCUCAUCACCAUGUGACUCAUAUCGCUGCUGAAUUUUUCAGAGAAAAAUGUGUCUUACUACUGUUUGAGACUAGUGUCAUUGUAGCACUUUACUGUAAUAUAUAACUUAUUUAGAUCAGCAUAGAAUGUAGAUCAUCUGAAGAGCACUGAUUACACUUUACAGGUACCUGCUAUUCCUAUGCUUCCCAGAGAGAGACAAGGCUGUGAGAUAGUUUCGGCAUUGUGUCACUACAAGGGUAUAAUAAACCCUGCACUGAACAUUUGGAUGAAAAAAAUAAUAAUGCAGUUAUACUAAUGUUGCCAAACACUUAAACAAUUGGCAGUGAACAGACAAGAACAGCUAAACGAAUAUGGCUAGUGUUUCACUCAUUCAAGAGGUGAACAGAUAAAAUGUUAAUCUUGAGGGAUAUUGCUUUUGAAACUGUGUAGUUUGAUGCAUGUGUGUUUAUGUUUUCUUCUUUUUACAAGAUGGAUACUAAUUCCAACAUUCUCUCCUCUUUGCCUUUAUAUUUUGGUUUUCUUUCUUACAGGAUAAGUUUAUAUAUGUCAUAGAUGACUGGAUUAAAUAAGUGCUAAGUUACUACUGCCAUAAAAACCUGAUAAUACAAUGUCACUUUAUUAGAAUACUGGCUUUAAAAGCUGAAUAUUUAAUAAGGGACACUGUAAAGUAACAUCAAAAUCUGAACAGCUUCGUUGUUUGCAGAUGUAGAGUUUUAUAUCUUCUUAUCUGGUAAACUGGAUAGAUUCUUCACCACUUCAUUUAUCUAAUCAUCAGGUUGAAAUUCACAAGAUAUUUAGAAACUCUGCCUCAAACAAAGUGCCACAGUUUUUAAUGAUUUUUCUUAGAUAUUUACUCCAAGCUGAUAUUAGCAUUUCUUACAUUAAAAGCUAUAUUAUUUUUGCCCUUCAAUAAAGCCUAAGGACGUUCUUUCCCUGAA
Messenger RNA from Equus quagga, 3632 nucleotides. RefSeq names its product integrin subunit beta 8 (gene ITGB8). The transcript has 14 exons. The record is from RefSeq and is a predicted model, not a curated record. NCBI's taxonomy places the organism in Eukaryota, Metazoa, Chordata, Mammalia, Perissodactyla, Equidae. Bases 251 to 2554 code for a protein of 767 amino acids. Gene Ontology annotation, cellular component: integrin complex; focal adhesion; cell surface. Gene Ontology annotation, biological process: cell migration; cell adhesion mediated by integrin; integrin-mediated signaling pathway. Gene Ontology annotation, molecular function: integrin binding.